GUGGAAGUGUCAUUCAAAUCAAAAGGGCCCGGUUGGUAUAUUUAUGGGAGUUGGAAGAUUCUGAAAGAACGGAAUAAGAGGCAAAGGGACAACGAACGUGGCAGCUGGGUCAGUCAAUUUUCCAAAGAAGCAGUUAAAAAGACCCUUCCCUUCCCUGGAGUCUUUCUCUCUUCUUCGUCUUCUUCUUUGUUUACGGGUUCCGGUUGCCUACCAAAUUGAAAGUUUCUCUUCCAUAUCUUCUACGUAAGAUUUGGGACCCUGUAUUUCCUUAGCCGGGUCUUCCAGGGAAAACAACAAUAAUCCUCCCCCUCCAAAAGGGCAAAAAAAAAAAAAAAAACGAAAUUAAAAAAUAGAAGAAAAAGAGAGUCGGUUGUCUUGUUAGCUAAGCUACCACUCUUGAUUCGAAUCUUUAUAUUGAUUGGGCUCUAGUCUUUUGGUUUUAGGUUUUCUGUGGUCUCGUACGCUGUCCUAGUGUCCCAGGAGCUCGAUCAUCAGUUAUUAGAGAGAGAGCGAGAGAGAGAGAGAGAGAUCAGCUGGUCUUCUUCUGCAUAGGAUCAGUUUGAGCUGAUGGAUGGAAAUCAGGAGAGUCAGAUUGAGGGUUGGGAGGCGGAGGACGUGGAGUGCUCGAGGUCAAGGGUUUUGGGUCCGACCAUGGGGAACGGGAGGCUUUGCAUCAAGCUCAAGAUUCCCAAGGCUGAGUCUGUUGCUGCUGAUGAACAAGAACAUGUACGCCCUCCCGGCGCCGCAAUCGGAAAAGACUUACCUCGCAUCUGCAACAUAUGCGAUAAAGCCUUUUCCUCUGGAAAAGCCCUCGGCGGUCAUAUGAGAAUGCAUGUCCAAGCCAGAAACAAGGACCUCCUUCAGAAGAAUCAGAAGCAACUCGCCGCCGCCGCCGCCGCCGCUGAUGAUCUUUCCACUACUAUUCCACCCAAAGCCAAUAAUGCAACCGUUUCGAUCCUGGGCGAACCCACUUGCUACGUUUGCGGAAAGAAUUUCCCGACCAUGAAGGCGUUGUUUGGCCACAUGCGAUCCCAUCCUGGAAGGCCAUGGAGAGGAAUCCUGCCCCCUCCAACCGAGAAAAACAAUGACAGCUCAUCGUCUUCGACACUAUCGGAUGACAAGAUCGAUUCUGCUACGGGGGCCGCCGUCGUGGUUGAUUUGCCAAACUCUCUAUUGGGCUGGAAGGUCACUGGUCAGAGAGGCCGGAGAAGCAUCGCCUCGUCCACCAGCGCUUCGGGUUCUGGUCUUUCCCCCCCGGGUAUAGAGGAGGGGAUGCAAGAAGUUGUCUGUGAAGUACUCCUGAGGCUGGCUAAGGGGAAUCCAAGGAAAAGAUUAUAUGGCGACUCUGAGCCUGCAGAGGCCACUGACACAAGGAAUCUACUGUCGAAGAAGAAGCUAAGGAUUGUUGAAGCUGAAGCUGAUGCUGGAAGCAGCCGUGAAGAUCUAUCCAAAAAGAAUAUUAAGGACGACAAUGGGAAAGGAAAGGCGGUGCUAGAAACUGCUGAUCCACUGUAUAUGAAGCGGAAUAAUGCGGAUAUUGAAGACUUAGAUAGACAAAAGUCUAAUAACAGUACUGAGCUGGUUUCAGACAAUGAAAUAUUGGGGAAGACGAUGAGCAAGAAGAUGAGGAAGAAGAGAAAGAUCAAAUUUGUAGACUUGGAAGCACUGAAAGAUGGUGGUGUUCAGAGUAAGAAGCAGACUAUUCCUGUGACACCCAAUAGGUACAUAUGCUGUGUUUGCAAUAAAUCAUUCCCAUCUCACCAAGCUCUGGGGGGUCACAAAUCCAGCCACAACAAAUUGAAGUACAUCCAGACGACAGUGAAUGAAUCAGUAUCAGCGGACGACUCAGCUGCCGAGGAUUGUGGUGGACAUUAUGCCGAACCCACUACCCAAGUGGAUGAAGCUACAGCGGGCACGCACCAAUGCAAGAUUUGCGACAAGACCUUCCCAACGGGUCAGGCACUUGGGGGUCACAAGAGAUGCCACUGGACGGCCGGCCCUGUGGAAUUGCAAUCCAGUACUCAAGCAACAUCUCCUGGAGAAGCCAAAGCUCAAUCCAGUACUCAAGAAACAUCGCCUGAAGAAGCCAAAGCUCAAUCCAGUCAAGUAACGUCUCCUGGAGAAGCCAGUCAGACUGGUCGAAGAAUUUUGGAUUUUGAUCUCAAUGAGCUUCCGGCUAUUGAGCUUGAGGAAGCAGGUAUCGCUGAGUCUGUCAUCUGUAUGUAUGACUGAACAUGCAGCAGCUGGCCGGCGGGUUAUGAUUCUUGAUCUUCCUCUAACAGUUGAUCAGUACUCUAGGAACCUAACUAGUACAUUGAGGUCAGUAGCUCAAUUUUUGGCUUCGGCUUCUGAUAUAUGUCAGUUAGUUCUUUUGUCUUUUUCUUUUUUAGACUCGAUCUUGAAAAUACAGUUGAUGAGGAACCAUCUUGGUUGUUUCAUGGUAGGGUCUUUCAAGUCUUGCUUGUCCUUUUGUGCUUAUUUUCUUCAUGCAAAGCAUGAUGGUCCAGCAGACUAGCUAGCUUUUUAUGAAAGAUAUAUACAAAAGGGCCUUCUGUCUUUCUUUCUUUAGGAUGAUGAACUUGUAAAGGAGCUUGCAUUACAUCGAUCGAUUUGGUUCUUUAAUUUUUA
Alnus glutinosa is the source of this 2628-nucleotide messenger RNA. RefSeq lists its product as uncharacterized. Gene Ontology annotation, molecular function: DNA-binding transcription factor activity. The coding region runs from base 568 to 2232 and encodes 554 amino acids. NCBI's taxonomy places the organism in Eukaryota, Viridiplantae, Streptophyta, Magnoliopsida, Fagales, Betulaceae. The record is from RefSeq and is a predicted model, not a curated record. The transcript has a single exon.